CUUCUCCUCCUAGUGGAGGCAAUGGUGGAAUAACGCCUGGAGAAAACCUCACGCCUUCUCUCUCACUGUAUAAAGGUGUUUUUUUGGCGCAUGUAGGCGAAGUUACAGUUCAUCUAAAAUGUCGUCCUGGCCGAAAUCAUCCGCAGGUUCGCGGCGGGCUCCACCGAACCCGAACGGGAGUGCCCAGAAACGUCGGUUUCGGAGAGGAGCCCCUUACCCGGGCAGAGGAGACGAGAGGGGCGAUGAGCUGAAGGAUGUUCUGGACAGCUAUGAAGAACGAGAGCAAAUUCAAAACUUCACUGGAAGUGUAAAGUUUGAGGGAUUCAAGCAUCAGUCCAAUGCCAAACCAGAGAACUCCACUCCAGCAGACAGACGUAAAACCCUGUACCAGAAGUUCUACAGACAAGUGCAGGAGGAGAGGAAGCCGCCCGACUGUGUGGUCAUGUCCGUCACCAACCAGUGCCUGGAUUACCCCAAAUCGCUAAGCCAGUGCUUGCAGGAGCGUGGCCUGUCAGUGGAAAUGCUCUACCUUCAGGCGGAGACGGGCCUGACCCGGGCCCUGCAGGACGUCCGAGCAGAAGGCUCCCCGUUAUGUAUUCUGGUGGAGCAGACAAACAUAGCUCUGUCCUCCUGCACUGUUAUCAUAUUCUCAGACUCCCUCAAAAUCCAUCGCAACAUGCCCAAAGACCAGGCCAUGGAGUUUGUUUCAGCCGAGCACAGCCGGGGACUCGUCAAAGAGCGCCCGCCGAGGGACCCUGCCGACAUAGCAGCACAGGCGUCGCAGCUGCUGGAUGAUUUUCUAGAUCGAGAGAAGAUGGAGCGCCACAGUGUUCCCACCGAUACACGCACGCUCCUCACGCUGUUAGCUGAGGGGGUGCAUCUCUACCCCGAGGAGCUGGAAACCAUCUCAGAGUACGUCAGGUCUCGACAGGAGCACAUCCAAGCCUCCAACAACGAGGGGGAGAAAGGGAGCAUGUUACCUCCAGGACUGGGGAAACCACCCCCUCUGCUCCCCACGCCGCCUGGACCCCCUCAGCCUCAGCCUGGAGACGGGCCCAUGAUGGACCACUCCCCUCCUCCACGCCCACCUCUCCUGCCUUCACCAGGUUCAUAUCCCAAAACCAAACCUCCACCGCUUCUGUCCUUGCAUGGGCUUCCUGGUCCAUCUCUACGAGGCCCUCCACUCCAGCACAACCUCUUCAACGGCCCCCCCGGGACUCGAGGGCCCCUAUUGCACCAUCCUCCUUUAUUUCACCCAGGUCCCAGGGGCUCUCACAAUAUUCGAGGCCCCCCUCCCUCCCUAAAGAGUGCCCGUCCUCCACUUCUCUCUUCUCCAGGUCCCCCUCUCCCACGACUGAGUGGCCCCCGACACUAAGAACAGAGACACACAUGCAGUGUUACACAUGCAGACUACCAGCAGUCUUUCAUUUGACCUAACUCUAGAAAAGAAGACUCCUGGCCUCUGCGUAGGAUUCCUCUUGUGACCUUGAGAAAAAGUAGAAAAGAAGGUAUUUAAUGUCUGACAUCAUCGUCUUGUUAUUGUGGACGGAUUGACAGCGGACACCAUGGAGUAUUCUGAAGAUGAUGUACAUGAUGAAAGUGUUCUAACGUCACUGUCAUUCUUGUUUUUGUCUAACCCCAAACUCUUAAAUCCACCCUGAAAUAACCAUGUUCCAGUUGGUCGUUUUAUCCUUUGUGGUGUUGGUCCCGGUCACGACCUGCGCAGGGUGAACAUUUACUGUCAAAUGCACAAAGAAUCCUGGAUAACUGGUUCAUAUUUAUAAAAAACAAACAGGCUAAAGCUGUUGGUGGUCACAUGAUGGCAGUGGGACAUUGACUUGUUCUGUAAAUUAUGAAUAUAAAUAUGUUGUUCACUGUUGUAAACAGUGUUUCAAGAUGGUGCUUCAAAUUUCAAGGAUUCUCCCGAGGAGAGAAAUCCAAUAAGGAGUUGAACGUGUGUUUGUUUGUAAGCUGUGUUCUUGCCUCGGAUUUUUUGUCAAACUUUAUUUUUUGACAUCAAGAUAGAAAAAAGUUGAAUGGCUCCCAGUCUACAGUUGCAUAUACUUCUUAUGGCACCUUUCACGACAAAUCAACAUAUAUUUUAAUUUAUUACCUUCAGUUGUAUUUUCUUUACUUUGAUGCUUUGUUCAAGUGGCAGAAAGAACACAGAGCUGAGUGCGGAGGCUCCCUCUGAUAUCUGGAGUUUUUGGAAUCUUUGUUUUGUCAAACCAGCUUAAAAAAAACCCAGAUGUUUUUGUUACAUGGAAGCAAAGAGGCAGCUGUUUGCCAGGAUAAAAUAAAGGAAGACGAACUUUGUGUAUUUUCUCUGUCAUUAAUUUAUGCAAAAACCGAGUGAACAAAUAUCCUUUCUCUGCAGUAGGAACCUAAUUCUGUUGACUAAAAGGAUUAAAACGGUUUUUCAUUCAUUGUUCAUCAGCUCUUCAGUUAAAUGUUUCUGUUUAAAUUAGUUGAGAUUAUCAUAUUGAUCUUUGCUUGUUCUAAUAAUUGGGAAAAACUAACGACUUAACUCCUUAACAUCAUUUUAACACUUUAUUUCUGUCUUUGUGCUGUUGAUUAGUUUUAUUUAUUUUUGUCUCAUUGCUCGAGUGUGUAGCAUUUUCAGAUUUUUUGGAGUUGUGAAUAAUCAUUGUGCGGCGCUUGUGAACUGAAUCCCAGCUCGUACUCAACACACGUCUGUUUGUUACUCUGCCGGUGACACAUCCUCUGUGCGUGUGGAAGAUUUCUCUCCAGGGCCGUGAACCCGUGUUGGGAAACCGCCCACGUUUAGUUUGAACCAUCAGAGUGUGAAAGAUCAUCGCUUACACAACAGAGAGCAGAGAUCUGUGAGGGGGGGGAAAACAACUUUUCUUUUAAACUGCUCAACAUUUUGUCCAGUUUUGUAGAUAAUUUUCAAAUCCUGUAUUCUCUUUCUUUUUUUUUUAUAAAAACAAUAUAAAGUGUAAAUGUUCAACAAC
This is a messenger RNA of Hippoglossus stenolepis (Pacific halibut), 2975 nucleotides long. RefSeq lists its product as uncharacterized. NCBI's taxonomy places the organism in Eukaryota, Metazoa, Chordata, Actinopteri, Pleuronectiformes, Pleuronectidae. The record is from RefSeq and is a predicted model, not a curated record. Bases 119 to 1375 code for a protein of 418 amino acids. The transcript has 9 exons.